Messenger RNA from Cotesia congregata, 1230 nucleotides. The record is from the annotation of a GenBank genome assembly. NCBI's taxonomy places the organism in Eukaryota, Metazoa, Arthropoda, Insecta, Hymenoptera, Braconidae.
AUGGUGGUAAUAGACAACUUGUCAAAAUCAGACAUCCAGCUUCUGAGCUUAAUAUCUUCAACCUACAAGCUCUUCAGCCUUGCGCCAGUUUCUGUGCUAGAGUAUCCAACCUACCGGAAUCACAAGAAAGAAAUUGCCAUAGAAUUUACUUCAACUUCCUCAGCACUGUUCAUAAACUCUCUCGGGCUGCUAAUCUUGCUGCCCCUUGAAGUAUUCUACCUCUACGGAAAAUUUAUCGAAGACUUGGAAGAAGAAUCGCACUUGCGGCACCACUUCGACAUCUUCUUCCGGAUCAACGUGAUCGUCAUCCAGGUCUUCUUGAUUUUAAUCUUCAGCAUCAAGCGCCGAGAAAUAACAGCGAUUUUAAACAGCGUGCUGUCUUUUGAAAGCGAGCUGGUGAGGAAUUUAAGGGACCUGGACCAGCUGCACACUGGCCAGCACCAUCAACUAGCAAUUUUCACAGCUUAUUUCCUAAUCAGCUCGGUGCUGCUGUUCAACAAGCUGAUGGUCCAAGACACUCUUCAAGCUGUUGCAAACGUACUUCCAAAAUUCGCUAUCAGAAACUUGAUGAUCCAGUACUCGAUUUUGUUGAUCUUCAUCAAGAAGAAGUACUUCAGCUUGAACGAGUCGCUUCUUGUAUUAACCAACCGCAGCGGACAAAUGUGCUAUCCUUUUAUUUCAAUUUUUGAUCCUCCGUCGGAGGAAACUGUUUUAGAUUUUGUGAUCUUUAUUAGAAAGUCUUACUCCAACUUGAGCGAAAUUAGCAACAGUAUAGCACAAUUCUACUCUAUUCCUAUGUUGGUUUCUUUAGUGUACUACUUCUUGGGCGCUGUUUAUGUUGGGUACCUCUUUGUGUCUUCUAUUGGAGAUUAUUUAGGUGAUAAAACUGGAGGGAAGAUUCCUGAUUGCAUUGAUCAUGGGCUGCUUUUUAUAAUGUGCAUUUAUCCUACUAUUGUUCUGGCUAAUUCUGUGACGGCUGUUUUAGAAGAGGUGAUGUACGUCAAACACACCGGAAUAUCCUACGAGGUAAGUUUGUUUUUCCAAAUUUUUCACUCAACAAAAUUUUAUAACCCCAAUCAAUUCCAGCUGGAACAAUUUUCCAUGGAACUAUUUCACCAAAACGUCUCCUUCACCGCCUUUGAAAUGGUUCCUUUGGACAAUAGUCGGCUUACUUCCGUAAGUGUUCAGUAUGAUGCUCACCUAUAUAAUUAUCCUGCUCCAAACAGAUAA